AGUUAUCAACAGUUUUGGUAUUUGAACUAUCAAAUGUGCAAUCCUUGUGCAUAGUUUUAAUGCUGCACAGGACAAUAACCUACAAAGUGCAUUGCAAUGCUCUGCUAGACUGCCGAAAGACCAACCCACUCCGCCUCACCAACAGUUUACCCAAAAGCAUUUUAACGCCCUCGCUGACCCCCAACAGAUGUCGAGCUGGACUUUUACGGCACACGCUGCACCCUUCUUUUCGCAGAAGUGACCUAAACCCAAGUUUACAUUUGAUUCUAUUCAACCCAGUGCCGGGUAUUAGCCUACACUUACGGGAAGUGUGAUGAAGGAGCAGUUACUUUUUUGAGAUUGGAUACUAGAAACGGUAGUAGCCAAAUUACAGUGUUUAUUGAGGGAAGCUCAUGGCGGCUGUGAGUGUGAGUAGCGGUAGUAGUGACACAUCUAGCACCGGCGAAGAGGAGAGGAUGAGGCGGUUGUUUCUGACUUGCGACGGCGACGGUGAUGGAUACAUCAACAGGAAUGACCUGCUGAUGGUGUGCAGACAGCUAAACAUGGAGGAGUCUGUGGCAGAGAUCAUGGGCCAGCUGGGAGCGGAUGAGCGAGGCAAGAUCUCCUUCGAGGACUUCACCCGCUGCCGCAUGCAGCUGGUCAACGAGAUCCGCAAGGAAGAGGGCGAGCUCUCCCAAAGCUCCCAGGACUCUGAAACUAGGAAGCUCAGGGAACACAUCGCCUCUUGGCCAACCAGCAGCGAGAACAGCCUGGGGGCCCUGUCAGGGGCCACAGAGAGCUGGGAGUACGACUCUGGGGCCAGGGACCUCCAGAGUCCAGACAUACAGCCUCGGCAAACACAGACCCAGCAGCAGCCAGCCAUCCUCCAGAAGGUCCUGGAACCGCCUGGGACUGUCCUAGAACAGCAGGCUGCCCUUCAUAUGCUCCUGUCCCAGACCAGCGCCCGCUGUGUCCCCCUGGGGGGAAAUUACCUGGAGCUGGCCAACACACUCCAGCUGACAGCCCUGGCCUCGUGGAAGGGGGACGUGGUGGAGCUGAACAAGCGGCUGGUGCAGACGGAGAGAGAAAGAGAGCUGCUUGAGAAGAGACUGGCCAAAACACAGUGUGAGCAGUCCUAUCUGAUGCGGGAGCAUGAGGACGUUCAGGAUCGGACCACCCUACGAUACGAGGAGAGGAUCACAGAGCUACACAGCAUCAUCGCUGAGCUCAACAAGAAGAUAGACCUGCUACAGGGCUCUACCAUCAGGGAGGAGGAUGAGUUUUCAGAGCUGCGUUCGGAGCUCAGCCACAGCCAGCACGAGGUCAACGAGGACGGACGCAGCCUCGACCAGGACGUGGCCUCCGUCUCACUGGCUGAAAACCACUCCACCCUGACGACCGCCAACAUGGACAACUGCAGUGACCUGAACUCAGAACUGCAGCGGGUUCUGACGGGGUUGGAGAGCGUGCUGUGUGGGAGGAAGAAGAGCACAUGCAGCCUGUCUGUGGCCGAGGUCGACCGCCACAUAGAGCAGCUGACCACCGCCAGCCAACACUGUGACCUUGCCAUCAAGACGGUAGAGGAGAUCGAGGGAGCCUUGGGCCGGGACUUCUACCCCAGCCUGUCGGAGGAGCGUAUGCACUGGCAGAAGGAGCUGGCCGGCCUGAGGGAAGAGAACGAGAGCCUGACGGCCAUGCUGUGCUCCAAGGAGGAGGACUUGAACCGCACCAAGGCCACCAUGAACGCAAUCCGGGAGGAACGUGACCGCUUGAGACGGCGGGUGCGGGAGCUGCAGACGCGUCUCCAAAGCUCCCAGCCUGCCGGCCUGUCCAGCCCCGGGCGUCUCACCCCCGUCUCCCGUCCAAUCAACCCCAGCACUGGGGAACUCAGCACCAGCAGCAGCAGUAAUGACAUACCUGUGGCCAAGGUGGCGGAGCGGGUGAAACUGUCUAAAACCAGGUCGGAGUCUUCCUCCACCGAGAGGCCUGUUCUGGGAUCAGAGAUCAGCAGCAUCGGGGUGUCCAGUAAUGUGGCGGAGCACUUGGCACACUCCCUCCAGGACUGCUCCAACAUCCAGGAGAUCUUCCAGACCCUCUACUCCCACGGAUCAGCCAUCUCUGAGAACAAGAUCAGGGAGUUUGAGGUGGAGACGGAGAGACUUAACAGCCGCAUCGAGCACCUGAAGUCUCAGAAUGACCUCUUGACCAUCACGUUGGAGGAGUGUAAGGGCAACGCAGAGAGGAUGAGCAUGCUGGUAGGCAAAUACGAGUCCAACGCUACCGCCCUACGACUGGCACUGCAGUACAGUGAACAGUGUAUAGAGGCCUAUGAGCUGCUGUUGACGCUGGCGGAGAGUGAACAGAGUCUGGUACUGAGCCAGUUCAGAGCUGCCGGAGUGGGCGACGUAGGCGAGAAGUUGGGAGAGGAGAGCAUCACUCAAAUCCUGAAGAGGGCCCAUGACUGCAGGAAGACAGCAGAGAAUGCAGCCAAGGAUCUUCUGGGCAGGCUGGACGGUAGCUGUGGAGCCGCAUUCGCUGUGACUGGCUGCAGUGUUCAACCAUGGGAGAGCCUGUCCUCCAAUAGUCACACUAGCACCACCAGUUCCACGACCAGCUCGUGUGACACAGACUUCUCCAAGGAGGACGAACAGCGACUGAAAGACUACGUGCAGCAGCUAAAGAAUGACCGUGCGGCAGUCAAGCUGACCAUGCUGGAGCUAGAGAGCGUUCACGUCGACCCCCUCAGCCUUGAGGUCAAGCCCCGGGGAGAUACGCACCGUCUGGACCUGGAGAACGCUGUGCUGAUGCAGGAGCUCAUGGCCAUGAAGGAGGAGAUGGCGGAGCUGAAGGCCCAGCUCUACCUGCUGGAGAAGGAGAAGAAGGCGGUGGAGCUGCGGCUGAGCACGCGGGAGGCCCAGGAGCAGGCCUACCUGGUGCACAUCGAGCACCUCAAGGCCGAGGUGGAGGAGCAGCAGGAGCAGCGCAGGAGAUCCCUCAGCUCCACUGGGAGUAGUAGUAAAGACAAGAGCCAAGCCGCUAAGGAUUGUGGAGACUCUCCGGCCAUCAGCCUAUCAGACCUGAGGACACUGAAUGAUAGCGACCUGGCAGCAGAGCUCACCAACGCACUGAGACGGGAGAAGAAGCUAAAGGGGCGUGUCCAGGAGCUAGUGGCAGCGCUGGAAAGACUAACCAAGAGUAGCGAGGUCCGCCACCAGCAGAGUGCCGAGUUCGUCAACGAUCUGAAACGGGCAAACAGUAACCUGGUGGCUGCGUAUGAGAAGGCCAAGAAAAAGCACCAGGGCAAGCUGAAAAAGCUGGAGGCUCAGAUGAUGGCCAUGGUGGAGCGCCACGAGACACAGGUUCGCAUGCUCAAACAACGCAUCGCCCUGCUGGAGGAGGAAAACUCACGGCCACACACCAAUGAGACCUCCCUAUGAGAACUGAUGAGACGUCCCUAUCAGAACUCACGAGGCAUCACUAUGAGAACUCACCAGACGUCGCUUCAGAAACUCACCAGACGUCGCUUCAGAAACUCACCAGACGUCGCUUCAGAAACUCACCAGACGUCGCUUCAGAAACUCACCAGACGUCGCUAUGAGAACUCACCAGACUUCACUAUGAGAACUCACGAGAACUCAUCGCAAUGAGAGACAUCACAAUGAGAGACAUCACUGUGAGAACUUGCAGCCAAAACUCACAGCGCCACACCAACAGGACCUCCGGGUGAGCAACGCAAGGAGACUUCAUGUCCACAUUAUUAUAUGAAACAUCAUUACGAGCAACGGUUAGAGGAGGGAACAAGGGAAAGGCUGGUGUGUGUGUGUGCUGAGAAUGUAACCUUUCCCUACCAACCCAUAGACACCCUGCAGUCCUAUUCGGCACAUACACGUGGGGAGGACACUGCGGUGAUAGCUGCAAGUUCAUUGACCAGCAGAUGGACAGGUAAAACUGCCAGGACCAAUUGGAGUUGACGCUACAAAUGACAGCUUUCAAUCAUCUCUGCAGAACGACACAUUAUUUUUACCACAGAAACCGGUAGAGGAAAGGUGUCAUUUUAUAUUUUUUGAGAGGAGCACUAUAAGUAAGCAAUAAGGCACCUCUGGGGUUGGGGAAUAUGGCCAAUAUACCACGGCUAAAGGCUGUUCUUAUGCACGACGCAUCGUGGAGUGCCUGGAUCCAGCCCUUAGACGUAGCAUAUUGGCCAUAUACCACAAACCCCAGAGGUGCCUUAUUGUUAUUAUAAACUGGUUACCAACGUAAUUAGACCUGUAAAAAUACAUGUUUUGAUAUACCACGGCUGUCAGCCAAUCAGCAUUCAGGGCUCUAACCACCCAGUUUAUAAUAUAAACGAACUAUCCUUACUGGCAAAUUAUUAACUAUUAUCUCCCAGUUUAUUUCAAAUGUUAGCUUUGAUUUGGUAGCCUUUUUGUUAUUUCAAGGUUUGACUGCAAAUUAUUUUGAAAGUAUUUUUUAUCAAUGUUGCCAUUUAGAGUUAUUCCAUUUUGUUGCCAUUUAGAACUAUUUCUGGUGAUUCCCUUUUAAGGAAUAACUUUCUUUCAGCUCUACUUAACAACUUCCCAGUUUUCAGUCUACAAAGUACACUCUGCCAUAGUGAAGACUUACUGAACACAAGGGCUCCAUUCACUCAAACCUGGGUUUGAUGUCUGGAUAUCUUAAAAACAUUAUUAUUCUUGCACUGUUAGAAUGCAUAAUUAUUUUUUUUCAGUCAGUGUAAAAUCAAAAUAAAUGCAAGCGCAUCUUACUUAACCCCGCACAGGUAAAAUGUUUGUAUUUCACGUAACCGGCAAACCUGCUUCCGAGGUUUGAUUGGAUAGGGCCAAAAGUCAAUACCUCAAAGUGCGCAAAAUGUCCUUCCAAUAUGAAUGGCAUUGUUUCAGGUAACAGCCUUCAACUAUACAGCAGUGAAUCGCAAGAGACUGUAGUAGGUGUGUGCACAUGGAGGGGAGAUGACAAUAGGGGUGUGUGUGAGGAGAGAGAAAAGGGUAGAGUGUAUAAGAAUGUUUAAAGCAGAGAUCCAGAUUAUUAAUUUUGUCAUCCCCUUCAUGAACACAGAUUUAUUGCACACACACAAACCUCCUCUCCGGCCAAAGCACUUUUCACUUCCCGCUGGACAAUAACACCACAUUGCCUUGUUGAGGACUCUCUUUGUUUUUCUGCAAGACUUAAACCCGGACCUCCAAUGUUAACCAAUGGCUGCUACACUCAUCACUCUCUCUCUCUCUCUCUGUCUGUCUGUCUGUCUGUCUGUUUGUUUUGGGACAAGGGGAAAACAUAUUUACUAUUCUCUAGCAAUCUGAGAUGCUGCAUUCUCACUCUACCUGACUGCUGUUCCGUUCAACAUCCCUACUGUUGCUAGCUACUAUAAAUCGACUUAAACCGGGAGCCUGGCACCCAGGUGACACCCAUGUUUCUAGAUAACCAUCAGUAGCCUGGUAUACAGAUGUUUUGAUUAGGCAGGGGUGGAUCAAUUCCAUCUAAUUAAUUUAAUUUGGAAAAUUGUCAUGGGCAAUAUUUUGCUUCAAUUCAUUAACCAAAUUUCCAUUUAAUUCCUGAGUUUGAAUGUAUUAACCCCAGUCCUGUUGUUUGGUAAGAUUCACUGCUAGAGCAAGCACUAGUGUGUAGACAAAUAUACCAGUGAUGUAAUUUCCUCUCAAUAAACUGUCAUAGUUAUGACUUAUCUCACAAAUACAGUCA
This is a messenger RNA of Salvelinus fontinalis (brook trout), 5694 nucleotides long. Its product is annotated as colorectal mutant cancer protein-like. Lineage: Eukaryota; Metazoa; Chordata; Actinopteri; Salmoniformes; Salmonidae. Gene Ontology annotation, molecular function: calcium ion binding. The coding region runs from base 393 to 3416 and encodes 1007 amino acids. The transcript is spliced from 19 exons. The record is from RefSeq and is a predicted model, not a curated record.